AUGAAACUGUAUGGUGCUAGCGAGGAAUGUCUCAAGGAAAACUUCACGAAAUUGGAAGAAGAUUCGCCGAAAACUAAGCUGGACGCUACUCAAGAUGGAACAUCACUAUGCGGAUUUACAAUCAAAACGGAAGGAAAUAUUAAAUAUGAAGUGUUAAGAAAAGAGAAAAGAGCGAUUGAAAGAAGUGAACUAGAAGCGAAAUAUAAUGAAAACUUGAUGGGAUAUCGAUAUGUAACAGAUUUGGACUUCUCCAGUUCUUCUGAUAUUUCUGAAGACGAAGAUGAUGUUUACAGUGUUCUUAAGUAUGCUAAAGAACAUGUAAUGAAGAACUACACUCCUAUUUAUAAGCAAUAUAUUGAUUUCAACAGGGCAUAUGUAAAAAAUGAGUUCAGGCAGCAUAUCAAGCAGUAUAUGCCUAAAAGAUACCAUACUUUCAAUUUCUCACCCACAUUUCCUGAUCCAUUGGAUCCUGUCCCCUUGAAUCAAAAUGAUUUUGUUUGUAUGGCAGAGAGUGUAAUUGGAGAUAUGUACCCUUGUUUCGUUCAAGGAUUCUCUUCGAGUCGUAUUCUGCCGAGAGAAAGUUACUAUACUGUAGCGUAUCGUAAUGUUGUGACGGAGGACAGAUUAAGAUUGUCAAACUUCCCCUAUUUGGAAGAUCUGGAUAUUACAGAAAAGCUCUGUCUUGAUCUAAGAAAGCUCUAUGCAUACGGAGCUCAUGGCGAACAUCGAGGUUGGGGGCUGGCAAUGACUGACGAACUUCUUUAUUCGCUACUUGAAAGUAUUUUAGAAGAAUGGGAGUUGAACAAACUAGGCGAUAUUUAUUUAUAUAGAGCUAUAUAUAAGCUCUUUCCAAAUAAGUUAACGGUUCCUGAGCUAAAAAAUGUCUUUCCACGCCUGAAGAAAAGAUUUCGGUUGGGAGUUGAAAGGGAGGCAACUUCUCCAAACUGCACGAUCAAUAUCAGUGAUUCUGUGAUAUCUUAUGUUGGACAUAGCAGCAUGGGCACAAUCGAAACAACCCAAGACAUGAGUCAGAUGGAGAACAUUCCAUUGUGCUCAAUUGAAGAGAGUACUGAGGAUAACAAGUUCGAAGCUUGUGGACCGGAUUGCUAUAAAAUGGAGCAGGAUUAUGAUGAGCGACAAGUGCUUCCAAACAGCAUCACCAUAUGCAAGGCAACUCUGGAACCUUUCAAUGGAUAUGCCGAAAACAUGUUUGAACUGUUUCUGCGAAUGAAAAGACACACACCAUGUCAAGUCUCACAAAUCAUGAGUGGCUUCUAUCCAAAACAAAGAAGAACAUGUCGAGAAAUUUUGAUAAUGGCCAAGGCUAAAGCAAAGGAAGAGAAGCCGCUCUUGCAUGAAUGUCCUAAGAGAAAAAAAACAACAGACGGUCCCGAAUUCGGUUUAGAAGUUGUACUGGGUAAGAGAAGACGAAGUGUCGGGAUUAAAUCUGAAGAGCAAUUUCAAAAGUUUAAAGUAGAAAUUUCUCCGGGUGGUCAAUACGUAUGUGUCAUUAUCACAUCAGCGCGAAGGGGCGAGUAUCUUGGAGAUUAUACCGGAGAGAUAAUAUCCAAAGCAGAGGCCCGUCGGAGAAACCGUGUCUACAAGGAGUUCAAUCAAAAUUUCAUGCUCAAACUGAAUAAAUGGUCUUGCAUUGAUGCAACGCGGAGAGGAAAUAUACUGAGAUUUGCAAAACACUCGGAUAAAUCUAAUUGUUAUCAUAAACCCGUUUUUCGAAAUGGAGAAUGGUCCGUUGGGAUAUAUGUGAAGAAUGGUUUAAGAUCUGGUGAAGAGAUAUCUGUCAAUCGUAAAUAG
Molecule: messenger RNA, 1812 nt
Organism: Auanema sp. JU1783
Lineage: Eukaryota; Metazoa; Nematoda; Chromadorea; Rhabditida; Rhabditidae
Source: the annotation of a GenBank genome assembly